Molecule: messenger RNA, 1605 nt
Organism: Lacerta agilis (Sand lizard)
Lineage: Eukaryota; Metazoa; Chordata; Lepidosauria; Squamata; Lacertidae
Product: synaptonemal complex protein 2-like
Exons: 18
Coding region: 67-1605 (512 amino acids)
Source: RefSeq, a predicted model, not a curated record
GAGCCGCUGAGUAGACCAGGCCCACGGAAAUGAACGGGCCUAAGUUAAGUAUAUGAAACUGUCACAAUGCCUGUUAGGAGACGGGAAGGACAGCUGGAAAAAUGUUUAGAUGAUGCUACAAGAAAAAAUGACUUCCAAGCAUUGGAACAGUUCUUGGAAACGGAUUUUUCUGGUGGCAUUUCUCACAAAUGCAGCAAACAGUUUCUCAAUAAAUUAGACAAACUUAUAUGCCAGGAACUUGACAGUGAAGAAGUCAAGAAUGUUUCUACUAUGAUGAAUAUUCUUCAGAAACAAGGCAGAAAUAUAACCAUAUUAGGGGAAAUUGGGUUUCCUGCAAUGAUUGAGUAUGGUCUUGUUCAAAAGAUGGCAAAUUGGUUUGAAAAGGCUCAAGAAAUUAUCCAAAAUACAGUAAAUGAAAAGAAUGACAAAUAUGCCACUCUGUUUGAAGACUUCUUUGAUGUUCUUAUGAUAGUACAUGAUACCAGCAGUAAAGGUAAAAUACAAGUACUAGAAAAUUUUGUUUUGCGAACAUGCACACUUGCUACCGAUAAAAGAAUUAACAUUUAUAUUCAGCAGGAGGCAGUAAGAAAAUUGAACACAAUGCUUGAUUCUAUGCCCCGAGAUACUAGAAAGAAAAUUAUUUCUUCAGAGGAAAUGCAAGAAGUCAUGAAUGAUAUGGGAAAGAGAAUUUUGGAAGCUGGGGACUAUGACCUCCAAGUUGCCAUUACAGAAGCUUUGUGCAGAAUGACAUCAGAAAAACAGAGGCAAGAACUGGCAAGCCAAUGGUUUUCAAUGGAGUUUGUUAGCAAUGCAUUUAAAGAAAUUAAGGAUUCUGAGUUUGAAACAGAUUGCAGAAAGUUCCUUAACCAGGUGAAUGGCAUUCUUGGAGACAAAAGAAGGGUUUUUACCUAUCCUUGUUUAUCAGCUAUGCUUUGUGAACAUGAGCUGCAGAUACCAGCAGAUGACAACCUUGAAGAAUUUUGGAUUGAUUUUAAUACUGGUAGCAAAAGUGUAUCCUUCUAUGUUGCUGCGGACGAUGGUAGUCAUCAGUGGGAAACUGUUUGUAUUCCUGAAGAAGAAGUAAAAACAUACAUUAUUGAAGAGAAAGACAAAAAGAAAUUGUUGACAAUACAUUUACACAAUCCAAUGUUUGUGGGUAUCCAAGAAGGAGAGAAAAUAAUACUGCAUUUUGAUUCGGCAUUGGAAAUUGUGGAUGCAGCGUUGAAGGUUUAUGGUGCCAAUAAACGUCGGGGAUUUACAAAGAAGAAUACUAUGUCAGUUGCCAAAACAUCAGUACAUGUCAUUUUUGAUGAAAGUGAAUCACAGGUUGUUGUACCAGAAAGUCAAGUAUCUCCUUUGGAAAAAAACUCCUGUAAACCAUUGGAAGAUAAAGAUACUCAUUCCCCACCACAUCAAUAUCUCCAGACACAGAAAAAAAUGAAUCAGAAACUUAAUAAGGGGGACUUGGAAACAGUUAAAUCCAAGAUUAAUCCAGGUAAAAGGAAAGUGUCUGAGGCAUCAAUGGUGGUGCUAUCUGCUGCCAGGUUGUCUAUGCAAAGUCCAGUAACAGCAGUUAAUACUUGUAAGUUAGAUGCAAUGUUGUAA